Trichoderma reesei QM6a is the source of this 911-nucleotide messenger RNA. Its product is annotated as mitochondrial Mn superoxide dismutase. NCBI's taxonomy places the organism in Eukaryota, Fungi, Ascomycota, Sordariomycetes, Hypocreales, Hypocreaceae. Bases 84 to 782 code for a protein of 232 amino acids. Gene Ontology annotation, molecular function: superoxide dismutase activity; metal ion binding. Gene Ontology annotation, cellular component: mitochondrion. The record is from RefSeq and is a predicted model, not a curated record. The transcript is spliced from 3 exons. Gene Ontology annotation, biological process: superoxide metabolic process.
GACCUCCAAACAAAUCAACACCACCAGCGACACUACAAACGAACACACACACACACACACACACACACAGAAGACCGCCCAGCAUGGCCUCGUCCCUCCUCCGCACGACUCCCGUCCUGCGCGCCGGCCUCCGCGCCCGUGCCGCCGCCAAGCCCCUCGCCGCAAUGGCCUCGACGAGCUUUGUCCGCGGCAAAGCAACCCUCCCCGACCUGCCGUACGACUACGGCGCCCUCGAGCCCUACAUCUCGGGCAAGAUCAUGGAGCUCCACCACUCAAAGCACCACCAGACGUACGUCAACGGCUUCAACGCCGCCGCCGAGGCCCUCGCCGAGGCCCAGGCAAAGGGCGAUGCCAAGGCCGCCGCCGCUCAGGCCCCGCUGCUCAACUUCCACGGCGGCGGCCACGUCAACCACUCUCUCUUCUGGGAGAACCUCGCGCCCAACGGCAAGGGCGGUGGUGGUGAGCCCGAGGGCCAGCUCCUGACCGCCAUCAAGCAAGACUUUGGCUCCUUUGAAAACCUCAAGAAGCAGACCAACGCCGCCCUCGCCGGCAUCCAGGGCUCCGGCUGGGCCUGGCUCGUCAAGGACAAGUCCUCGGGCAACCUCACCAUCGUCACCCGCGCCAACCAGGACCCCGUCACCGGCAACUACGAGCCCCUCCUCGGCAUCGACGCCUGGGAGCACGCCUACUACCUCCAGUACCAGAACCGCAAGGCCGAGUACUUCAGCGCCAUCUGGGACGUCAUCAACUGGGGCACCGUCGCCAAGCGCUUCGGCAAAUAGAGACGUUUUGCGCGCAAAGAGAAUUAACAUGUUAAAAUCUAUCUCAAGUUUCUGGCACGAUCCUUGCUGUUGCCUGUUUCUACAUGUAUCCAUAAGUAGUACAUAGGAUAAAUUAACCGAAGCGUGUUC